This is a messenger RNA of Cladocopium goreaui, 1551 nucleotides long. The record is from the annotation of a GenBank genome assembly. Lineage: Eukaryota; Dinophyceae; Suessiales; Symbiodiniaceae.
AUGGUUGAUUGGAGGAAGCACGAAUACUUGGCCUUGUGCGGCUUGCGCGCCUUCCCACAGCAGCAGCUGCGGAAAUUGCUGAUUGCCCUACAAGAUUCAUCGUUGCCUUUGACACAUGCACCCGUACACCAUCUUCUACGGCAGCUCUUGUACCAUGUUGGUCCGGCUGAAGAUGGUGAACUGCAGUGGAAACGUGACAUUCCAGGGCUGAUGAACGAAUUCAAGGAGGUCUUUGUGACAUUGGCAGAGGAAUUUUCGGCCAAGCCAAGAGCUCAUGAGGCGCUGCCAGCUUUGGUGGAUCUCCUCAAUUACUUCAUCCAAUGGGAAUCAUGUGAUCCUUUGGCCACCUUAUCUCUGAUCAGUGGAUGUUGCCAGUUGUCUGAGACGGCCCUGAAGUGGGCCAAGGAGGCUUUGUCGGACAUGACAGGCCUUCAAUCUGAUCGUCAAGAUGCCUUGGUGGCGAAGGUGAAGCUCUUUGGGCUUUAUGCGGCCCUUUGCACCCCCCAAUCUACCCUGAGGAUCGAAGAUGCCCAGCGCUUGCUUGUCGGCUUGGUUUAUGCUCAAAACAGCAUAGCCUUCAAGGUUCAAACAGCCGAAGAAAAAGAUAUGUUGAAGGGUCUGCGUUGUCGGGUGGAUGCCGUUGCCGUCCAGAAGCUUGCAGAAGUCAUGAACUUUGCCAAAAGCUCCGAUGAGUUCAUCACAACAGGUGUAUCAGCCACCCUGGAGCAUGUGCCAGAAACACUGCAAUGGGAGCAAGUUGGUACAACACCAUGUUUUCAUGCAGAAGAUCAGGGUCACCUGUACAGCAUCAACUUGUUGACCGGCGUUGUGCUCUUGGACGGUUAUCCCCCUCGCCGCAUCCCGGCGACCAUCGCUCACCACCGCCUCUUCCGACGCUGCUUUGGCGAUGCCGUCUUUGAGGUCAGCAUGGACAGCUCGGGAACCUUCAAGACAGCAAGGCCAGUGGACGGAUGUUUCUAUGAGUUCCAAGAGCUCUCGGCUGGCCAGUUGCGUAUCUCGGAGCUGAAGGAUGGCCGUUCUCUCCAACUGGUGCCCAAAGAACGCCUAGAGAAAUUUCCACGGCGUUUGAUCGAGCUCUACAGCCAUUGGAGGGAUGAAGAACGCAAUGUGAUCCUGUUUCGUCCCAUCUAUUUCCGUGAAAAGUCGAUUCAUUUCAUCUAUGAGCCGAGUCAAGAGACAGAUCAAGAUGGCACCUAUGGUGUUUGCCGCCAAAUCCCGUUGCUGAUGCACCAAGAUAUUGUGCACCAACUUGUCAAUGAAGAUGCUCCAGUGAUGAACAUCCUGCACAAGUUUGAGGAUCGAGAAUUUAUUCACCAAUACAUUCAAUGCAAAGGUGGCUGUGGGGAGAAUGAAAUUGAACAACUGGAGCUUCCGCGUGUGAACAUGGUCUUUACUCGGAAGAAUGGCCAGUGGAUGUGCAGAGACUAUCGCGGCUAUUGUUUGGCCGACGAUCAGAAGUUGAGCGACACAUUGGUCGACUUUGAUUCCUACUUGGUUUUGAAGAGAGUGGAUCCAAAUGCCUGGUACUGA